AUGUCUCCCCCGAUUUCCUCUCCCAAGCGAGCCUGGUGGAAAGAGUCCUCCGUGUACCAGAUCUACCCCGCCUCUUUCCUAGACUCCAACGGCGACGGCCUCGGCGAUAUCCCCGGUAUCACAUCCAAGCUGGACUAUAUCAAAGCUCUCGGCAUCGACAUUGUCUGGGUAUGCCCGAUUUAUAAAUCCCCGCAAGUGGAUAUGGGAUACGACAUUUCUGAUUACAGAGACAUCCACGCGCCGUAUGGGACGCUGGAGGAUGUGGAUGCACUCAUCAAGGGAUGUCAUGAGAGGGGCAUGAAACUUUUGAUGGAUUUGGUGGUUAAUCAUACGAGUAAUCAGCACAAAUGGUUUCAGGAGGCCAAAUCUUCGAAAGAUAGUCCAUAUCGGGACUUCUACAUGUGGAAGAAACCAAGAUAUGAUCCUGAAGGGAAGAGACAGCCACCCAAUAAUUGGGCAGCGGCAUGGGGAGGUAGUGCGUGGGAGUACGAUGAACCAUCUGACGAGUACUAUCUGCAUCUCUUUGCACCCGAGCAGCCAGAUCUGAACUGGGAGAAUCCUAAGGUCAGAGACGCAGUUCAUGAUAUCAUGAGAUUCUGGCUGGACAAGGGAGUUGAUGGGUUCAGAAUGGAUGUCAUCAACUUCAUCAGCAAAGUCCCCGAGCUUCCAGAUGCACCGAUUACAAAUCCAGAUAGCCCCUGGCAAUCUGGAAUUAAGUAUUUUGCUUGCGGCCCCCGCCUCCAUGAAUUUCUGCUCGCUCUGGGUACGAUUUUGAAAGAGUACGAUGCUUUUUCGGUUGGUGAAAUGCCUGGCGUGGAGGACCCAAAAGAUAUUUUGGAUGCAGUUGGGUUUGACCGCGGCCAACUGAACAUGAUUUUCCAGUUCGAGAUAGUCAACAUGGACCAAGGAGACCGUGGAAAGUUUUCCCCUCGAGAUUGGAAGAUGUCGGAGCUCAAAUACAUCGUCAAUAGAUGGCAAACUUUCAUGAUUGAAAACGACGGCUGGAAUGCCCUCUACCUCGAAAACCACGACCAAAGCCGCAGCGUCUCCCGCUGGGGCUCCGAUCACCCCUCCAACCGCGUCGUUUGCGCAAAGAUGUUCGCCACCUUCCUCGCGCUCCAGAGCGGCACCUUAUUCAUCUACCAGGGCCAAGAACUCGGCAUGACCAACCUCCCGCUCGACAGACCCAUAUCCGAGUACCGCGACCUCGAGACGUUGAACCCAUGGCGGGAAAUGAUGAGAGACCACCCAAACGACCCCGAGCUCCACCGCCUCUUGAAGCAGCAAAUCGCGCUCAAGUCCCGCGACAACGCUCGCACGCCCAUGCAGUGGUCAUCGGCUCCCCACGCGGGUUUCACCCUGCCGUCCAGCACGCCCUGGCAGCUCGAGAACCCGAGCUACGUCGACAUCAACGCCGAGUCGCAGCUGCACGUCCCGGGCUCCGUCUUCUCGUACUGGGCCUCGCUGCUCGCGCUCCGAAAGUCGCACCGGGACGUAUUCAUCUACGGUGACUUUGCGCUGCUGGGCGAGGGGGCAGGGGAGGGCCAUGAGGAUGUGUUUGCGUAUCUGAGGCGGUACGGGGACGAGAAGGUCGCGGUGGUGUGUAAUUUUAAGGAUGUGGUUGUGGAGUGGAAGAUGCCGGCCGGGAUGCGGAUGAAGGAGGGCGGCGUGCUGACGAGUACAUAUGGGGGUGUGAUGGAGGGGGAAGGGGGUGCGGUGUUAUUCUUGAGGCCAUUUGAGGCUGUAGCUAGUUUCGUCGAGCAGACUGGUUGA
Messenger RNA from Drepanopeziza brunnea f. sp. 'multigermtubi' MB_m1, 1773 nucleotides. RefSeq lists its product as uncharacterized. Gene Ontology annotation, molecular function: alpha-amylase activity; sucrose alpha-glucosidase activity; oligo-1,6-glucosidase activity. Gene Ontology annotation, biological process: sucrose catabolic process; maltose catabolic process. The record is from RefSeq and is a predicted model, not a curated record. NCBI's taxonomy places the organism in Eukaryota, Fungi, Ascomycota, Leotiomycetes, Helotiales, Drepanopezizaceae.